Messenger RNA from Odobenus rosmarus divergens (Pacific walrus), 1976 nucleotides. RefSeq names its product UDP-N-acetyl-alpha-D-galactosamine:polypeptide N-acetylgalactosaminyltransferase 9 (GalNAc-T9) (gene GALNT9). Bases 139 to 1953 code for a protein of 604 amino acids. Lineage: Eukaryota; Metazoa; Chordata; Mammalia; Carnivora; Odobenidae. Gene Ontology annotation, cellular component: Golgi apparatus. The transcript is spliced from 11 exons. The record is from RefSeq and is a predicted model, not a curated record.
CCGCAGCCCCCGCGGCCCCGCGGUCAGCCGGGCUGGCUCAUGGUCCCCGAAGCGGCGGGCCGGGCGGAGGCUCCUGCGGCCGCUGGGCCCACGGGGAUGCCCCGCGGGUGAGGCAGCCCCCAGCUUUCAGCCGCGUUCAUGGCGGUGGCCAGGAAGAUCAAAACUUUGCUGACGGUCAACAUCCUGGUGUUCGUGGGCAUCAUCCUCUUCUCCGUGUACUGCCGCCUGCAGGACCGCUCCGAGGGGCUGGUGCAGAUCGUGCGCAGCGCCGACCGCCGCGUGCGGAGCCGGCACGCCAAGGUGGGCGCGCUGGUGGACCGCGACGCCAUCCUGCAGCGCCUGGACCACCUGGAGGAGGUGGUCUACAACCAGCUGAAUGGCCUCGCCAAGCCCAUCGGCCUGGUGGAGGGCCCCGGGGGCCUGGGCCAGGGCGGCAUGGCGGCCACGCUGCGGGAGGACAGCCGGGAGACGGAGAGCAAGUACGAGGAAUACGGGUACAACGCUCAGCUCAGCGACCGCAUCUCCCUGGACAGGACCAUCCCGGACUACAGGCCCAAAAAGUGCCGACAGGUGACCCAUGACGCCGACCUGCCCCAGAUCUCCGUGGUCUUCAUCUUUGUCAAUGAGGCCCUCUCCGUCAUCCUGCGCUCCGUGCACAGUGUGGUCAACCGCACGCCCUCACGGCUCCUCAAGGAGGUCAUCCUGGUGGACGACAACAGUGACAGUGUGGAGCUCAAAGCCAGCCUGGACCAGUAUGUCAACAGGCGGUACCCGGGCCUGGUGAAGAUCGUCCGCAACAACCGGAGGGAAGGCUUGAUCCGGGCGCGGCUGCAGGGCUGGAAAGUGGCCACGGCCCCCGUGGUCGGCUUUUUCGACGCCCACGUGGAGUUCGGCAUGGGCUGGGCUGAGCCCGCGCUCUCGCGGAUCCAGGAGGACCGCCGGCGCAUCGUGCUGCCGGCCAUCGACAACAUCAAGUACGACACGUUUGAGGUGCAGCAGUACGCCAGUGCGGCCCACGGCUACAACUGGGGCCUCUGGUGCAUGUACAUCAUCCCGCCGCAGGACUGGCUGGACCGCGGGGACGAGGCCGCGCCCAUCCGGACCCCCGCCAUGAUCGGCUGCUCAUUCGUGGUGGACCGGGAGUACUUUGGGGACAUUGGGCUGCUGGACCCAGGCAUGGAGGUGUACGGCGGCGAGAACAUCGAGCUGGGCAUGAGGGUGUGGCAGUGCGGCGGCAGCAUGGAGGUGCUCCCCUGCUCCCGCGUGGCCCACAUCGAGCGUACCAAGAAGCCCUACAACAACGACAUCGACUACUAUGCCAAGCGCAACGCCCUGCGGGCAGCUGAGGUGUGGAUGGACAGCUUCAAGUCCCAUGUGUACAUGGCCUGGAACAUCCCCAUGACCAACCCAGGGGUGGACUUCGGGGACGUGUCCGAGCGGCUGGCCCUGCGCCAGCGGCUGAAAUGCCGCAGCUUCAAGUGGUACCUGGAGAACGUGUACCCGGAGAUGAGGACCUACAACGACACCCUCACGUACGGAGAGGUGAGAAACAGCAAAGCCAGCGGCUACUGCCUGGACCAGGGAGCAGAGGACGAUGACCGCGUGAUCCUCUAUCCCUGCCACGGCAUGGCCUCCCAGCUGGUGAGGUACAGCACAGAGGGAUUGCUGCAGCUGGGCCCCCUGGGCUCCACCGCCUUCCUGCCCGACUCCAAGUGUCUGGUGGAUGAGGGCAGGACCCGCGCGCCCGCCCUGAAGAAGUGUGAAGACGUGGCCCGGCCUGCGCAGCGGCUGUGGGACUUCACCCAGAGUGGUCCCAUCGUGAGCCGGGACACCGGCAGGUGCCUGGAGGUGGAAAUGUCCAAAGACGCCAACUUCGGGCUGCGGCUGGUGGUGCAGAGGUGUUCGGGGCAGAAGUGGACCAUCAGAAACUGGAUCAAGCACGGGCGGCACUGACCCCCAGCCCCACCCCACACCCC